Messenger RNA from Passer montanus (Eurasian tree sparrow), 1560 nucleotides. Its product is annotated as protein farnesyltransferase subunit beta-like. The transcript has 12 exons. Gene Ontology annotation, biological process: protein farnesylation. Gene Ontology annotation, molecular function: protein farnesyltransferase activity. Gene Ontology annotation, cellular component: protein farnesyltransferase complex. NCBI's taxonomy places the organism in Eukaryota, Metazoa, Chordata, Aves, Passeriformes, Passeridae. The record is from RefSeq and is a predicted model, not a curated record. The coding region runs from base 16 to 1170 and encodes 384 amino acids.
UCCCCAGGGUUGGGAAUGACGUCCAAGGUGGAGGACAUUGUGCAGGAGGUCUAUGAUGCCUACAAGACAAACCAUCACUCCUCACAGUACGUCCUGCAGCGGGAGAAGCACUUCCAUUACCUGAAGAGAGGUCUCCGGCAGCUCACUGAAGCCUAUGAGUGUCUGGAUGCCAGCCGCCCCUGGCUCUGCUACUGGAUCCUGCACAGCCUGGAGCUGCUGGACGAGCCCAUUCCCGAUUCCGUGGCCUCUGACGUCUGCCAGUUCCUGAGGCGGUGCCAGAGCCCCCAGGGUGGAUUUGGGGGGGGUCCCGGCCAGCACCCCCACCUGGCCCCCACCUACGCCGCGGUGAACGCGCUCUGCAUCAUCGGCACCGAGGAGGCCUUCGGCGUCAUCGACAGGAAGAAGCUCCUGGAAUACCUGCACUCGCUGAAGCAGCCGGAUGGCUCCUUCCUCAUGCACGUGGGUGGAGAGGUGGAUGUCAGGAGCGCCUACUGCGCCGCCUCAGUGGCCUCGCUGACCAACAUCCUGACGCCCGCGCUCUUCGCUGGCACGGCCGAGUGGAUUGCCAGGUGCCAGAACUGGGAGGGUGGGAUUGGCGGCGUGCCGGGCAUGGAGGCGCACGGUGGCUACACUUUCUGCGGCGUGGCCGCGCUGGUCAUCCUCAAGCAGGAACAUCUGCUGAACCUCCGGAGCCUGCUGCACUGGGUGACCGGGCGGCAGAUGCGCUUCGAGGGCGGAUUCCAGGGCCGCUGCAACAAGCUGGUGGAUGGGUGCUACUCCUUUUGGCAAGCCGGGCUCCUGCCCCUGCUCCAUCGGGCACUCCAUGCCAGGGGCGAUCCAGCGCUGAGCAUGGCACACUGGAUGUUUGACCAGCUGGCACUGCAGGAAUACAUUCUCCUGUGCUGCCAGUGCCCAGCUGGCGGGCUGCUGGAUAAGCCAGGAAAAUCCCGGGAUUUCUACCACACCUGCUACUGUCUGAGUGGGUUGGCCAUUGCACAGCACUUCGGAAGUGGAGAUCUCCACAAUGAGGUGGUCCUGGGUGUCCCUGAGAAUUGCCUGCAGGCCACGCACCCUGUGUACAACAUUGCCCCGGAGAAGGUGGUGAGGGCGGUGAUGCACUUCCUGCAGUAUCCUGUGCCCAGCCUGGAUGUGGCACCCGCUGCCCAGUAGGGGGGUCCCGCUGCCGGCUCGGGCUGCGAGCGGCACAGCCCAUCCCAGCGGCGGCCUGGCCAGGCAGAGCACGGUGCUCAGGGUGCUAGCAAUACCAAAAUCCAGCCUGCUCCAGGCCGGGUGUCCUGCUGCCAUCCUGGCCCGAGCCGAGGUGGGACACGGGCUCCGGCAGAGCUUUUUGGCAUCAAUAAACCAGAAGUCACACCCGCCGUGUGCUGGUGGCCCCGGGGAUGCGGGGCAGGAGGUGAUGCCACGUCUGGAUCCGGUGGCACCGACUUCCCCCCUUCCAAGAACACACGGUAACCACGGGGGAAGAUAAAAUAAGUGGAAUUUUGGCUUUUUUUGUUUAUUAUUUAUAGUCUUAUAGUAAAGGGAAGCCUUAACUUGCAA